UUGGCACUAAACACUGUACUCUGUAAAUUACUUAAACCAGUCUGCAAACAAUAAUGUAUGAUUACUUUUUAGCGAAAACAUUUAUCAGGUUGUUGUUCUGGUCUAUAAUUUAGAACUGUGAAAGUAGCCGCUUGUCAUUCUGCUACACCAAGAUAAAGCCUAAUUGAACUUUUCCCCGGUUCUGAUUAUAUAAAGUUCACUGGACACAUCAUACGAGAUGGCAUCAGUAAAGGACAGCAGUGAAACACUCCAGCUCAAGGUGAUGACGAAAGACGAAGAAGAGGAAAUAAAGAUUUGGGAAUAUGGUGAUGGGUUUCAAGAAGAGGUUCAAUCAAUGGCGCUAGCAGCCAGGAGUUCAACACUGGGUCUAAAUAUCAUAAUUAAAGAAGAGGAAGAAACUAGAGAAUCCAUUGAUCAUGAAGAGUCCCCUAACUCCUCACACCAAGUGGUGGCAUCUCCUGCAUCACUGAAUCACCAUCAGGAAGGGAGCAAAGGAAAGGGCCCUCAUCACUGCCCACACUGUGAAAAGAGUUUCCCAUUCCCAUCUUAUCUUGAAAGACAUCUGCGGAAACACUCUGGAGAGAAGCCUUACUCCUGCUCCAUCUGUGGGAAGCGAUUCCCUGCAUCCCACCAUCUGACAGUGCAUCAAAGAGUGCACACUGGAGAGAAGCCUUACAGCUGCUCUGACUGUGGGAUGAGUUUCUCUCAACUGAGUGGCUUGAAAGGCCACCAGCGGACGCACACUGGAGAAAAGCCUCACCACUGUUCCACAUGUAGUAAGAGUUUCUCUUAUCUGAGAGACCUGCAACGUCAUCAGUUGAUUCACACAGGUGAAAAGCCCUUUUCCUGUACCGAUUGUGGGAAGGGUUUCACCUCACCUAGCCAUCUAACAGUUCAUAAGAGAGUGCACACUGGAGAAAAGCCAUAUCGAUGUUCAGAAUGUGGGGAGAGUUUCUCCUAUGUGGGUAGCUUCAAACAUCACCAGCGUAUACAUACAGGAGAGAAACCAUACUCCUGUCCUGACUGUGAGAAGUGCUUCACCUCUUCCAAUCAGCUGACUGUUCAUCAGAGGGUGCACACAGGAGAGAAACCUUUCUGCUGCUCUGAAUGUGGGGAGUUUUUUUCUCAACAAAGUAACCUGAAAUCCCACCAGCGAACACACAGGAGAGAGGCUUUACCCCUGCUCUGACUGCAAAGAGGGAAGGUCUUAUAACUGAAUAAAAUUCUUCUUGUCAUCUUUAGAAUCGAUUCAUGAGAACACAGAGGUUCUAGGGUCAAGAUUAGUGUCAGAUGUCCUUAAUUGAAGACGUGGUGUUUUCCAUAUACAGUAGAGAGAACAAGCAUUUGAUAAUGUGCCGAUUUUGCACGUUUUCCUCACAUACAAAGCAUGUAGAAGUCUGUCAUUUUUAUCAUAGGAACUCUUCAACUGAGUGACGGAAUCUAAAAAAUAA
Molecule: messenger RNA, 1451 nt
Organism: Esox lucius (northern pike)
Lineage: Eukaryota; Metazoa; Chordata; Actinopteri; Esociformes; Esocidae
Product: zinc finger protein 239-like
Exons: 4
Coding region: 218-1189 (323 amino acids)
Biological process (GO): regulation of transcription by RNA polymerase II
Cellular component (GO): nucleus
Molecular function (GO): RNA polymerase II cis-regulatory region sequence-specific DNA binding; DNA-binding transcription factor activity
Source: RefSeq, a predicted model, not a curated record